AUGGCUGAAUUCCCGUCUCUCGGACAACAUUGCGGUGUGGAUCUUUGCAAUCAAUUGGAUUUUCUCCCAGUGAAAUGCGACGCUUGUCACGGGACUUUUUGUAUUACACAUUUCACCUAUGACGGACACGAGUGCAAGGAAACACACUCAAAGAACGUGCAAGUACCCGUGUGCCCUCUAUGCAAUCAACCAGUCCCCGUCGGGAAAGGAGCCAACAUUGAUCAAAUUGUCAACCAACACAUCGAUAUGAAUUGCCCGACUAAGCAAAAGAAGCGGAUUUUCAAGAAUCAGUGCUCGAAAGUCGGAUGCAAGAAGCGAGAGCUUGUCCCUUUCACGUGCAAUCGAUGCUCAAAGAAUUUCUGUGUCUCACAUCGACAUGAAUCGGAUCAUGAUUGUGAAAAAAACGGACCGGCCACGAGUCGAGCUGGACUGGCGGCGGUCAACCGAAAUGCCCAAUCGUGUUCCCGGCAAGCACAAGUGAGCGAAGACGAAGCUCUGGCCCGUGCACUCGCCUCUUCACUCAACACGCAGACCUCACCCGAAGAAAUGGAUCGCCGUUUAGCCGAACAACUCCAACAAGAGGAAUACGGACAAAGACGUGCUGGAGCCGGUUCCGGUAACCAAGAGAACAAGAAUAAUCGAUAUAAUUGUGAUCACCGCCUUUCUUUCAUAGUUGUGCAAAAGCUUAUCACA
This is a messenger RNA of Mesorhabditis belari, 693 nucleotides long. The record is from the annotation of a GenBank genome assembly. Lineage: Eukaryota; Metazoa; Nematoda; Chromadorea; Rhabditida; Rhabditidae.